Messenger RNA from Anopheles aquasalis, 1231 nucleotides. It is a transcript of the gene SelT, whose product is annotated as selenoprotein T. Gene Ontology annotation, molecular function: thioredoxin-disulfide reductase (NADPH) activity. Lineage: Eukaryota; Metazoa; Arthropoda; Insecta; Diptera; Culicidae. Gene Ontology annotation, cellular component: endoplasmic reticulum membrane. The record is from RefSeq and is a predicted model, not a curated record. Gene Ontology annotation, biological process: cell redox homeostasis.
CUUGUUGUUGUUGUUCGGCAGAUAGUUGUUCGGCGCAGAUAGUGAAUAAUAGUUAAUUACUAAAUUAGAUAUAAAUAGUACUUUACGGGCCUAAAGGUGCACGCAAGCCGCACGCACCCGCAUCCGGUCUGUCGGAAGCACCUCGAGAGAGUUGUGAUAAGCGGGAGGAGGAGCGAUUUCGAACAGAAACUAAUCUGCGACGAAUAGAUAAUUGCGAUAGUCCAGAAAGAUGAUAGGCUCGAUGGUGCGGAAACACUUUAAGCUGCUGGCCGCAGUGUGCCUGAUUUCGGUGCUGGCCGGUCUCGCGCCGGUAGAUCCGGUGAGUGCGGAGAAGGAAAUCCCGAUGACAAAAUUUAGCCAAAACAUGGGAGGUGGUGCGACCCUCACAUUCCUAUACUGUUACUCAUGUGGCUACCGGAAGGCGUUCGAUGAUUACUUCAACAUCAUCCACGAGAAGUACCCGGAAAUAACGAUCCGCGGUGGAAACUACGAUCCUUCCGGCUUCAACAUGGUGCUGUCGAAGGUGCUGCUAGUCACGAAGCUGCUGCUUAUCAUUGCCCUCAUGUCCAACUAUGACCUCGGCCGGUACAUCGGCAAUCCGUUCGCCGGCUGGUGGCGCUGGUGCUUCAACAACAAGCUGUACGCGUCCAUGAUGAUCUUCUUCCUUGGCAACACGCUGGAAGCGCAGCUCAUCUCGUCCGGGGCCUUCGAGAUAACGCUCAACGAUGUGCCGGUGUGGUCGAAACUAGAAACCGGCCGGUUUCCGGCCCCACAGGAAGUGUUCCAAAUCAUCGACAAUCACCUGCUGUUCUCGAACAAGAUCGAACCGAAGCCGGACUUUGUGAAGUAAACGGCACAUCCGGCAGGCACCUAAUGGUCCGAUCCUACGUGCCCCCGGGGGGGACCAUCCUCUAAUCCGUAACGUUCCGGGUCCCUAUUUCCUUCAAGGAGUUUUAUUCCACCAAACAACGAUACAAGUUCGAUCUUUUCUAUCGCCUGUCGACGAAAACAACAAACCAAACAUUUCCACAGAUCACGCCGUCGUUUGUUUAAACCCACAAUACUCGGUUGUGUUAGCAACAUCUGAGUGCAGGGAGGCUACUGCGAUCUUCUGUGCAAUAGGUUAGAUACAAUGGCAAUCCGGUCGUUGGAAACGUGCGUUUUACUACACGGUGGAGGUGGUGGUGAUGGAGUGAAUUGAAAUAAAGUGAAACCAAUAAAACGAUAAGCC